Messenger RNA from Hippopotamus amphibius kiboko, 452 nucleotides. RefSeq names its product ubiquitin-conjugating enzyme E2 variant 1-like. Bases 9 to 452 code for a protein of 147 amino acids. Gene Ontology annotation, biological process: protein K63-linked ubiquitination; DNA damage tolerance. The transcript has a single exon. Gene Ontology annotation, cellular component: nucleus. The record is from RefSeq and is a predicted model, not a curated record. Lineage: Eukaryota; Metazoa; Chordata; Mammalia; Artiodactyla; Hippopotamidae.
GACGCAAGAUGGCAGCCACCAUGGGCUCGGGAGUAAAAGUCUCUCGCAAUUUCCGACUGUUGGAAGAACUCGAAGAAGGCCAGAAAGGAGUAGGAGAUGGCAGAGUUAGCUGGGGUCUAGAAGAUGACGAAGACAUGACACUUACAAGAUGGACAGGGAUGAUAAUUGGGCCUCCAAGAAUAAUUUAUGAGAACCGAAUAUACAGCCUUAAAAUAGAAUGUGGACCUAAAUACCCAGAAGCACCCCUCUUUGUAAGAUUUGUAACAAAAAUUAAUAUGAAUGGAGUUGAUAGUUCUAAUGGAGUGGUGAACCCAAGAGCCAUAUCAGUGCUAGCAAAAUGGCAGAAUUCAUAUAGCAUCAAAGUUGUCCUGCAAGAGCUCCGGUGCCCAACGAUGUGUAAAGAAAACAUGAAACUCCCUCAGCUGCCUGAAGGACAGUGUUACAGCAAUUAA